Sceloporus undulatus (fence lizard) is the source of this 3125-nucleotide messenger RNA. RefSeq lists its product as uncharacterized. Bases 1654 to 2808 code for a protein of 384 amino acids. The transcript is spliced from 7 exons. NCBI's taxonomy places the organism in Eukaryota, Metazoa, Chordata, Lepidosauria, Squamata, Phrynosomatidae. The record is from RefSeq and is a predicted model, not a curated record.
GUAAACAUAACUUCGACAAAACCGUGGUCCAAAAUCAAGUGGUUCUAUGAUCCCGAGACCAAGGAGGGAAACAAAAUAAAGAUUGCUGAGAUCUCUGAGGGAGAACUGAAGCGCACAAAUCCAGACGACCGCUUUGGGCAGCGGCUGAAAAUGGUCAACCAGACCACCCUCGGGAUUGUGGACCUGAAGGCGGAGGACAGCGGCGUCUACACUGCGGAAGUACAGUUCAUUACGGCAGUAAUAGGAACCCACCAAUUCACCCUCACUGUCUAUGACGAAUGUGAAGUCGGUUGGUACAUGUGUCUCGCCUUCCCAUACUGUUUCAGCCGCACGUCUCUUUGCGUGUUUGUGAUCGUCGUCUGUCUAUGUUUGUGGCGCUGGAGGGAAAAAAUAAAACGGUCCAUCCUUGAAGGUUGCUUGGCAUGGUGCCCUCCUCUUCUGGACCAAGAAGAAAUCCCAACGCAACCCAAGAGGGACAUCUAAGAAGCGUCCUCAGAGCCAUCGCCAAGAGCAAACCAAAGCAUGAUUCCACCUUUGCUUUCUGGACUUUCAUUGGAAGCUGGAGACCUCCGCUAGUUUUAAAAACACUUCUUUUUGCUGCACAUAAUUAAGAUUAGUUUAAUAAAUGAAGGGAAGAGGAGAAGGGAGAGGGAACAGAAGAUAGGGAGAAAGGAGGAUGUGGUUGGAGGACUGGAGAAGGGAGCAGCCAGGAUGGUAAGAAGAUGGAGAGAAUGAGAAGGAUGAUUUAGGAAGGGAGGAAGGAGAAGGGAAGGUUGGAAGGAAUGAAAGUGUAGGGUAAGUAGUUUAUAAUGAGUAGAUAUCAAUAUAGGAGAUAAUAGAACGUAAUAAUGUUUUCUUUGCUUUAGUGUUUGUUGUAAUGUGGUGUAUACAAAUUUGAAUAAAGUUAUUUUAUUCAAAUCAACUCUGCGUAACUCUGCUGGAAACUGACCAUACGGUUAUUCUGGAGGACCUAGACGUUCCUAGAGAAAACCCUUCCUAGGUAUUUGUAGGUCCUCCAGAGUGAAUCUAUCAUCAACAUCUGGCAGAUGUGGAGCAUAGAGUUGCACUGGAGGACCUAGAAUUUCCUAGAGAGAUGCUUUCUCAGGUUAAACAAAACAAGCGUUGUUUUUUAUUUGCGUUUUUUCCACAUUCAUUAAACAAAAAAGGGACUUUCCAAGUUGUGCCUAAGUUGUGCUAUAUCACAAGCUCUCUUCCCCCGACUUUUCCUGAGCAACCAUCCCAAGUUAUCCAAGUGGAGGAGAGUCCCACAGACCCCAAUAUGGAAAAAUCCCAUUUGUGGGGAGGCUCCAGAAGCCCUAUCUCUAUCCAGACAUCCUUGACAUGCACCAUCGAUGUGCAAACAUCCUGGUGCGCAACCAUCCCAUCUCUCCAGCCAACCUUGUUUUUGGUCCAAGAAAGAGGCAAUGUCUUGUGAUGCCAGAAGCAGCGAGAAGGGAAGUGAUGCUCCUCUUGUGAAUUAAAGUGAGAAUGUGGCUGGCAAGCCAAGGGCCUCUUAGAGGAAACUGUUGUGGUUCAAAAAGUGUGAAAGCAAAGCAGGAGGUGGCCAAAGAGCGCAGAGGAGGCAUCUGAAAGGGCUGCAGACAAGAGAGCUUUCCGCUUUGUGGAGAGAAGGUGGAAAGACAGAAAGUGAGGAUGGACUUUCCCUGCUCUGGGCUUCCAUUCUUGCUCUUCCUUCUCUGGUUCCCAGGCACUGCAAAUCUUCCAGCAAAGGUACGUCAUGUGGACAGCACCCUCGGAGGGUCGGUUUUAUUUCCCAUCACUAUCUCCUCAAUGAAAACGGUGGCUGAAAUCGAAUGGAAAUUCGAGACUGAAAGGGGUCUGGCUCUCCUGAUCGCUGAGUUUUCCGAUGGGAAACUGGUCCGGCCGAAUCCCAGGGACAGAUUUGGGCAGCGGCUGGAAAUGGUGGAUGAAACCACAUUGAAGAUUAAAGACUUGGAGAGGGAAGACAGUGGCGUCUACAUGGCGCGCGUGAUGUUGGCCACCUUCACCGUUCUUGAGUACUUCUUCAAUCUCACCGUUUACAGUGCCAUAAAUGAUCCGGUGGGGAUUCCUUUCCGUCAGGUCAGUGGGGUCCUGGGAAGAUCAGUCCUGCUGUCUAUCAGUAGCAUUUCCCCAUCAGAUGAAAUUGGGAAAAUUGAAUGGGACUUCCAGCCACAAAAUGGGACAGGAUUAUACAUUGCUGAAUUCAAAGAUGGGAAACUGGAGUGUCCCAAUCCGAAAGACCACUUUGGGAUGCGGUUGGAACUGGAGAAUGAGACCACGCUGAGGAUCCGAAAUUUGGAGGAGGAGGACAGCGGAGUCUAUAGAGCUCGGGUUAGGCUUCUUCCUGCAAAGAUCGAAGAGUACUCUUUCCGUCUCACAGUCUAUGAUCCCGUUCCGGAGCCACAGAUUCUUCUCCUCCAAGAAACUCCUGACUCUUUGGCCAGGUGCAACGUGACUUUGUGGUGUUUGGUGUCCGAAAAGGGAGGACUCAACGUCUCCUGGAGAACUGGAGAUGCUUUUAAACCCUUAGAAGAAGAUUUGGACUGGUACCGGUUCUCCUCCGAGGGAUGGAGCCUCCACCUGUCCAACCUUUCCAACCCAAUGGACUCCAGUGUCACCUGCUUAGUCUCCAAUCUGGCCGAUCAGAAGAGCGCCUCCAUCAACUUGACCAACGCUUGCUCCCAUCCAGGGCCACGGAGCUGUUUCUCUUGGGUCAGGAUCACUUUUGCCAUUGGCCUCGUGUUCAAGAUCGCCAUCGUCACGUUCCUGAACCUUCUGGAAAGGAAAGACCGGGUCCACAGCUGAGCGGCUAGGAAGGGUGAGAUGCAACCCUGGUGUCUCUCGGUGUUGGGAUCUCCACCUCCGUUAAAAACAGGACUUGGUUUCCCCAAAUAUUAAGCUGAUGCAUGUCCUCUAAGGGUCCCCAUUUGGCCAGGACAGUCCUGGUUUAUCAACCCUGGAUGCAUUUUGGAAGAAGCCUUCUGAAAUAUCUCCAGAAGGUUUGACAUGUUUUUGUUCAACUAUGUGAUAUUUCCCUUGUUUCUGCAAAGCUUCCCAGACCUGGUUGUUUCAUUUCACAUGUGCAUAUUGCUAGUUUUGGAUUAAAAGUCUGCUGAAACAUG